GCUUGCGCGUGGUUCGAUUGUUCUCGUUCCACCAUCAAGUUUGUGGUAUUUUUGGACUUCGUAUUGUUGGGCUUAUUGACGGAAUUAGCCGGGUUGGAUAACGAUAACUAUUUUAAUGCUCACCAGCGGGUCCUCCUGCUAGUUGGAUACGAUGACAGAUUACGGGGAUAAUGCAUUAUCUGUAGGCUUCAGUGAUGAUGAUAUUAGUCAUAGUUUGAAGAAAAACAUUUCAAAUCACGUUAAUACAGGAAUAAAUGCAAGUUUCGUCACGAAGACUGCUAGUAACUCAGACCACCACGGGAAUAAGCAAGGCGGUGCGCUUCAACAGUUAUCCAACCUCUUGGGUCAAACUAUGAGGCUAGAAAAUGUGGCUGACUUAAAAGAGGUACUCAAGUCAGUUGGUACCAGUUGUCAGCGUAGCCUUCCAACGAUUCCGAUAAAUGACCUUCGAGGUGAGGAAGCGGCUGCAUAUCAUCGGGAAGACUGUGUAUUGAGGCGCAGUCUAGCAGCACUAUAUCGUUUGAUAGAUAUGCGAGGUUGGACCCAUUCAAUAUAUAAUCAUAUAUCCGCCAGGUGCACGACUAAUCCAAACCAUUUUCUCAUCAAUCCGUUUGGUCUAUUAUAUCAUGAAAUUCAGGCAUCUAGCUUGGUGAAAAUUGAUGCCAACGGUAAUAUAGUUGAUCAAGGUAGUUCAGUGUUGGGUGUAAAUAAGGCUGGAUGGACACUUCAUUCUGCAUUGCAUUCAACUCGUAAAGAUGUGAAUUGUAUUAUUCAUGUUCAUUUGCCGGAUGUGAUAGCGGUUUCUUGUCUUCGUGCUGGUUUGUUACCAGUAAGUCCAGAAGCUAUCGAAUUGAUUUCAAAUCAUGGUAUCCGGUAUCAUGAAUACCGAGGUAUCUUGGUUGAUGAUGCAGAGCGUUCUAGCAUUGAAAAGGAUUUGGGGCCUAAAGCAAAAGUGUUGUUUUUGCGAAAUCAUGGUGUGGCAGUUGCUGCUGCUAGCAUUCCUGAAGCUUGGUAUCUUGUUAAACGAGUAAUAGCCGCUUGUCAAACCCAGAUGCGUUUGAUGCAACUAAGCGAUGCUGCUAGGUUAUUGUCUGAUUUAAAGGAAAGUGCUACGCAGUUAGGAGAUGGUCGAGAUGUUGAUCAUGUGGAAGAAACAGAAUUGAACACUGUAGAUCAUCAAGGGAAAAGCGAUUCUGGGAUGCUGAACGGUAAAACAAGUAGUGAUAACGGAGAUAUUUCAUGGACUCCUGAAGAACUUGAAUUUGAAGCGGAAAUGCGUGUUUUGGAUAGUGCAGGCUUUCGAACUGGUCAUGUUUAUCGGCAACCUAAUUUAUUACGACGUUCACAUUUAGGUUCAACUUGGACAGGAGAUACAUAUGGUGAUCAGACUACAGGAGCAGAUCUAUUGACAACUGACUUCUCGACCAAUGAGUUCAGUGGAGUGGAAGAUAUAGCUGCAGCUGAAGCAGCAGGUGCUGAGCAAGUGGCAAGAAUCGUUGAUCAUGUUCGAGCCAGUCGUCAAAAAAAUGUACAGCGAAGUCAGUGGUUGGCGAAAAAUGAUGAACCAUCGCAUAAUGGGAUAGUCACAAGUUCUAUGAUAAAACCAACCUGUGAAAUAUCAAAAGCAAUGAAUCCUAUCGAUUUUCAUCGUCCACAUCCUUUUGUUUCGGGAUCUCCUAUCUACACACCUGUCAGGCGAUCAGAAUCUGGCAGUACACCGACUGAUAUGGAAGGAGAUUUUCAUUCACCUGCUGCACAAAGUCUUCAUGGUGUUUCAGGUUACUCAAUCCACAAUGGUUCAGCUACUCCAUCGACCACAGCUACACCAUCAAAUAAUAUAACUCCGACUAAACGGUUUAACGACUCCUCUGUAAAUAAGAGUGCAACAUUACCCGCUAAUGUACAACACAUGACUGCUAUUUCUAAUUCGAGCACUCUACAAUCUGUUGACGGGGAUCUCUUGAAUACUAAUAAUGAGGUUAUUGUUGUCAUGUUUUAUUCUUAUUAUCUCUUGCAUGUAGGAAUUUAUGUUCACUUAUUUCUGUUGUGCUGCUGAACAGUGUUUUAUUACAAAGUAACAGUUUUAUGUGUAUAAUAAGUAGAGCAUGUUACAGAGCUCAUUUCAUUUCUUCCUUGUUGUCAUACUUCAAAUUUGUGUUUCACGAUACAGUUUUAUUAAAUGAUUAUGGCUUAGCUAAUUUGUUUUGACAGUUAGUUGAGGCCAACAAGCAGGUCAGAUCGUUGGCUUGUUACCUUGACAUGGUGGUCGGGCUUGCAUACCACAUUCACCCAACGAGCUAUGCUGGUGGGACACUUGUUCCUUCGAGGUCCUAUCAUGCCAGAAACAUCUUUUGGAUAGUGGUAAGAUGAAAAGCAGUUACCGUUCUAAUGUAAAUUGCUACACUAUGAUGGGGUCUGAGGGCGAAGUCGUCCUGCUGCUAGCUGGAUAGGGUGUGAUGGGAGUAAAGUGGUGUUUCCCUUAGGUGACUAACAGUGCUACACUGAAGCUGCCUUCUCAACGGAAGGGUGGGUUGGGGUAGAUGGUUAAAAAGGGUCGGCCCUUAAAAUAACACACCCCUCCCUGGUCCGCAGUCUCUCUACCUGGCGUUAGAACAACCGAACCUUGAAACAACAUUUCGUAAAAGGCUGUCACAAAUCCCAAGCAGAUGUCCAAUCGGCUCUUUUUCUCUUUCAAGUACCUUAAGAAGAAAUAUUCUUCCACGUUAUGGGUAACCGGGAAAUGUCAACAGUCCGCACGCUUUCAUCAGGUCAGAUAGAGAAACAGCCAAUAAGAAAUUAGAUGGAGUCGAUGAAACAAACGACCAAUUACUGACCAGUUCGUCAGGGCAACCCACUGAAUCACUCAUGGUGAGAUUUUGGGAUAGCUCACUUUAAUAUGAAUUCAAGUUAGUGCUGAUGAUGUUGUCUAGAUAGAUAAUGUGAAGGCUUCACGAUUAAACUCCCAUCCAGAGAAAACAACACAGACAAGGUCAACAAGCCUUUAGGCGUUCUUUGUAUAUUCAUGUACAACGGUCAGAGGUGGGGGACAAAUUUAGAUAUUUUUGAUUAUGAACACUGAGUAAACGCCUAUUUUUCUUGAUUUGUUGAUGGUGUUAUGGCCUUUUCUCACUUUUAGGGAAGUAAAACACUUGAGAAGAAAAUCAAAAAGAAAGGAAGUUUUCGAAUGCCAUCGUUUUCCAGAAAGAAAAAGCAUUAACACAAACUUACACGAUUUUGUCUCUAUGUACUUGUUUCCAGUUAAUUUUCAUGCACUAUUCUUCCUUCUCCUCCUCAAUAUUCUGUUUAUCUCAUCGUAACAGCUUACAUAAAAGUGGAACACUACCACCAACAGCAACAACUGAAUACUUUGAAAUUCUUUUGCUGGAUUAAAAAACCAAUUGUUAGACGAUUGUUUUCUAACUAUUUUCUGAUCUAUUACUCUUCUGUUUUUCCUCUUCGUGAUUGAUUGUUGGGAUUGACCUUCUUUCUGCUUACCCCCACCAUUUCUUUCUUGCCAGUCCACUGGUCACUUCAUAAGUCUGUACUAUUUUAUAAGGUUGUACUAUUUUUGCUCCUGUUGGCAUACGUGUGCGUGCGCGCAUGUGUGUGUGUGUGCGAUUCUGCCUUCACUUGGUUAAUAUUCUCUAUAUUCAAGGUUGGGGUACAUUUUUUUCAGCUGAUACUUAGCUUUAUUUUCAUUCUCUCUCUCUCUCUCUCAAACUAUCAAUAAUCAACAGACAAUUUUUAAUUACAAAGAUGUCUGCCUCCAAUUUCUAGGCAUCAUCAUAUACUCAGCUGGCAGGUGAAACUGACCAGUGGAUGUGAAGCGAGUAUUGAAGCACCUUAUUAUUGUAUGAUGACAGCCUUGUUGUUUUUUUCAAUUACGGUGGAACGUAGGAUCUUUUCUCUCUUCGUGUACGCGCACUUCUAAGUAUGAUGUAUGACGUUUUAGUUUUUUGGAGAUUCACAUUGUGAGUUUUUGAGACGGAAUAAACGUUAUUCUUCUUUAUUUAGUCUCUGUCUAUUGUGAAAAGAGAAGUAUUCCGGAGAAAUGUUUCUUUUCUCUAAUCCUCUCUUUCCUACCAGAUAUGCAUCAUUAUUAACGCUGAAGUAACAGUUUAUUUUCAUGGAGUAUUAACAUUAGCAUAUUCCACAUUUUAAAACUACCGAUUUUGUUUAUUUCCAUUGUAAGUUGUGUUGAGUCGUAGCUUUUAAUCUCCGCCCGGCCCCCAUCCUAUCUCAGACCUUAUUUUUUGCUUUCGUUGUUGUUGAUUUCACAUCUUGCCUCGACUUCUCUAUAAAAUUUUCAUCUAUUUCUGCUACCGCCUGAAGCUUCUUUAAUAUAAACUCGGUUAUUUGUUCAGCUUAUUAAAAAACAAACAUAGUUAUUGAAGUCUCUUUGUGUAUAUGUGUAACAGUGCGCCCAUUAAUCCUUCAUCUAUACUCAAACAAUGUUUUUGACGUUUCUUACCACUAUAAUAUGUUUCAACUAAUCUAUAAUUUUAGUCCAAUUAUAUUAAUAGACACUUCUGACGUUUUUUACAACUAGAUGUGUGCUUGUUAGUGGUUCAUGUUGUUUGCGGUGCUAUUUGUGAUUUGUAGUCGGAGUUUAUGUAUAAAUGUUCCAGUGUCUGACGUUGUUAAGCCUUCAACGUAUGUUAACAAGUGUCUUCUUUGGUCGUAGACCUCAAGCGU
This is a messenger RNA of Heterobilharzia americana, 4695 nucleotides long. NCBI's taxonomy places the organism in Eukaryota, Metazoa, Platyhelminthes, Trematoda, Strigeidida, Schistosomatidae. The record is from the annotation of a GenBank genome assembly.